Carassius gibelio (silver crucian carp) is the source of this 990-nucleotide messenger RNA. RefSeq names its product serine/threonine-protein kinase pim-2-like. NCBI's taxonomy places the organism in Eukaryota, Metazoa, Chordata, Actinopteri, Cypriniformes, Cyprinidae. Gene Ontology annotation, biological process: regulation of mitotic cell cycle; negative regulation of apoptotic process; protein autophosphorylation. The transcript is spliced from 6 exons. Bases 1 to 990 code for a protein of 329 amino acids. Gene Ontology annotation, cellular component: cytoplasm. Gene Ontology annotation, molecular function: ATP binding; protein serine/threonine kinase activity. The record is from RefSeq and is a predicted model, not a curated record.
AUGGCACUGAAGAGAAAACACAGUUCUAACGAUCUGAUCGUUAGUGCUGGUGAUGAAAAUGAGAGGAGGAGGAAGAGGAGGAGGACGGAGAGUUCUGAGAAGCUGCUCUCUCUUCACUUCUGUGACUGGAGCAGCAGCUCAGAUCAGGCUACUGCACCGAUAAAUGAGACACUAGCUGAGGAUGACUUUCUGAGCUGUUAUGAAAUCGGCAAAAUGCUUGGUGAGGGAGGAUUCGGCUGCGUCUAUGAAGGGAAACGCUUGGAGGAUGGCCUAGAGGUGGCAGUGAAAAUAGCCAGCAAGCCAAGGAACAUGAAAUACAUCUACGUUCCUGGUCAUCAUGCACCCCUUCCGUCAGAGGUCGCCCUUUUACUCCUUGUUAACAAAGAGCCCAGAGCUCCAGAGAUCAUUACGCUGCUGGACUGGCAGGACCAGCCUCAACGUUACAUCCUGGUCAUGGAACGGCCAUCCCCCUGCAAAGAUCUGUGGGAUUAUGUGAUGCUUCAGGGAGGCUUCCUCAACGAGGACAUAGCACGGUUUAUCAUGGCGCAGGCAACAAAGGCCGCUCACACGUGCUGUCAGCGAGGGGUAUUUCACCGGGACAUCAAGCUGGAGAACCUACUGAUCCACCCAGAAAGGCUUGAGGUCAAACUGAUUGACUUCGGCUGUGGGGAUCUCCUGCAAGACUCCGGCUAUGAACGAUUUUGUGGAACACCAGAGUACUGCCCGCCUGAGUACUAUGUGGCCCACAGGUACCAUGGGAAACCAACAACUGUGUGGUCUCUGGGAGUGCUCUUGUUCAUGCUGGUGUGUGGACGCUACCCAGAACCCAGGGAUGUUGAACUGAUUGACGACGGCGUCUGGUUUGAGCCUGACUUGUCGAAUGAAUGCAGUCACCUGAUUCGAUCCCUGCUGAAUGAAAGCCCAAGCCGGCGGAUUGAUUUGGGGGAAAUCCUUCUACAUGAUUGGUUCAAGGUACUGUGUUACAACUGA